AUGCGAGUACAAGUACCUGUACAUGCGCGGGACCCCGAUGCGAGGUUGCAGCGACCGACGCAGGGAACCAACUGCCACUGCUGGCCAUCGCCUUCCGCCCUCCGCACCCUGCCAUCACCGCAUCAUCACCACGACGGCCUUCGCCUCGGAAGUCGUCCGCUCCGUUGGCCUUGUCCCCCAUGUGGCCGCCGUCCAUCUCCUGCCUCUGUUCCACCCGCCGUGCCGUGCCCUCCCCGACGAGGUGACCAGCGAGCCGGGCCAGCACGAAGCGGGAGCCUCGUCACCGUCGAAGCCGUGUCCGACGACACGAAACGUCGGUCAGCCGGGCAAACGAAUCGAGCCGAGGCCAUCCUGCCCAGUGUACGAAGAGUACUCCGUACUGUCGUCUGCACCGAGCUGAACGAAGCGACAUGCCCGAGCCGCUGCCCUCGUGCCCAAGGUGAGCUUCCCAUUCUCGACGGCACGCCAGCUCGUCCGCCCGCCGGCCUGCUAACCUCGGCCACGGCCCGACGAGAAGCAGAUAGCCUCGCCGCCGACGCAGCCCCCGUCUCCCAUUCUUGUUCUGACGCCCGACCGCCUCUCCGCUUCUGGCAUCGUCGUCCGCUCGCCCACAACCACCAUCACGAUCACGACCACGGCCACGACCACGACCACGACCACGACCACGACCACGGCCACGACCACAACGACCACGACCACGGCCACGACCACGGCCACGACCACGACCACGACCACGACCACGACCACGACCACGACCACGACCACGACCACGACCACGACCACGACCACAGCCACGACCACAGCCACGACCACAGCCACGACCACGACCACGGCCACGACCACGGCCACACACACAACCACCACGACUACGGCCACGGCCACGGCCGCCGACCCUCACCUUCUCAUAUCUGGGAGGAGCUGUCCCAGCGGCUUUCGUGCCUCGAGGCCAAGAACAACGGCGCCUUUGGCGAGUGCGAAGAUGGCGUCUUUCGCGAGCAGCACGACUUUGACCAGGAGUGCGACCGCUGCUCCGACGAGGACGAAGGCAUCGGCGACCUUGGCGAGGAGGACUUGAGCCCCUCCGCCGCCCUGACGCCCGUGACGUCACCCUCCUCCAAGAGAGCCGUGGACGAGACGGCCGACUCGGAGAGCCACCGUAAGAAGCAAAAGAUGUGA
This is a messenger RNA of Drechmeria coniospora, 1176 nucleotides long. RefSeq lists its product as uncharacterized. The coding region runs from base 1 to 1176 and encodes 391 amino acids. The record is from RefSeq and is a predicted model, not a curated record. The transcript has 2 exons. Lineage: Eukaryota; Fungi; Ascomycota; Sordariomycetes; Hypocreales; Ophiocordycipitaceae.